This is a messenger RNA of Pantherophis guttatus, 3116 nucleotides long. It is a transcript of the gene YIPF7, whose product is annotated as Yip1 domain family member 7. The record is from RefSeq and is a predicted model, not a curated record. Gene Ontology annotation, cellular component: trans-Golgi network; membrane. Gene Ontology annotation, biological process: vesicle fusion with Golgi apparatus; endoplasmic reticulum to Golgi vesicle-mediated transport. Lineage: Eukaryota; Metazoa; Chordata; Lepidosauria; Squamata; Colubridae.
UUAAAUAUAGGGAAACAGUUGUUUGGAUUUUGCUGUUUGUAAACUGAAUUAUAAGGAUGUCCGACUCUCUGCAGUUCGAUAUAGAUUUUUACCAAUCAAACUAUGUUGCUGACGGUGAACAGGAAAGCUCUGGCCGGCCUGAAGACUCUGGAAAAAAAUUCCAACCAGGCCCUUGGCCGCAAUCCGAUUCUUCUCAACCGCUUGAAGGUCAGAUCUUCCAACCCACAGAUGCUUCUCCCUUUCCAUCCAACCAGACUUAUUCCGAUAGUUUCGAUGAAGAGCCACCGUUGCUUGAAGAGCUGGGAAUCAACUUCCAUCACAUUUGGCAAAAAACAUUAACCGUGCUGAACCCCAUGACGGCUGAAGCCACCAUUAUGAAUGAGACAGACCUGGCUGGGCCUUUCGUCUUCUGCUUGGCCCUGGGGUCGAUGUGGCUCUUGGCGGGAAAAGUCCAUUUUGACUACGUGUACGGCACCAGUGUGAUCGGCUGCCUAGCGAUCCAUGCUUUGUUGAAUCUGAUGAGCGUUGUGGGGGUUUCCCACGGGUGCGUCGCAAGUGUGCUGGGCUACAGUCUGUUGCCCAUGGUGAUCUUGUCCACCUGUGCCGUAUUUUUCUCCUUACAAGGGGUCCUUGGGACUCUGGUGGCCCUGAUCAUUAUUGGAUGGUGCAGCCUCUCAGCCUCCAAAAUCUUCGCGUCCACGUUGGCUAUGGAAGGGCAACAGGUUUUGGUGGCUUAUCCUUGUGGUCUACUCUAUGGACUUUUGGCCCUCAUCACCAUUUUCUGAGCUUUGCUAGCAUCGCCGGAGGUUGCCUCCUUCCUCUACCGCAGUGGUGGGCAACUACGUCGCUUUCAUGACUUGUGGACUUCAACUCCCAGAAUUCCCGAGCCAGCGUCGGUGCCAUCACCGCCUUGCCAUACAGGGAUGGUAUUUACUUACUUUCCCUACCAGUUCGCAAAUGUGAGCGCCUGCGCAGGCACCCAGCCUUCCGCGCAUGUGCUUUGCUGACGUGUGUGCCUUCCGUGCAUGCGCCCGGCCAGGGGUGAAAUGUUCCCGGUUCGGACUGGAUCGGGUGAUCCGGUAGCAAUUAUGGCAGGUGGUUCGGAGAACUGGUAGCGGUGGCGGUGCGAGGCUCCGCCCACCCGCCCGGGUGUCGUUACUUCCUGCUUUUAGAAGGUUAAAAAAAGGCUCUGACGAUCGUGCGCCACAGCUGUGAUUGUCAGAGUCUUUUUAAAAACCGGAAACAUACUUAUUAGGAAUACUGACAAAGGACUACAAAAAAGAGACACAAUAUUUGAUAAUACACAUUCUGACUGCAGCUAGAAUUACUUUCGCACAAAUGUGGAAACUGGAUGAUACGCCAUCAGAGGAAAAAAACAAUACAAAAAACAAUGGAAUGUGCGGAAAUGGACAAACUUACCAAAGAAAUACAGGGAAAAGAAGACUCAGAUUACUACUUAAUUUGGCAAAAAUGGUACAAUUUGUUAGAUAAAAAGAACACGAAAUAAGGGAAUACCACCCAAGGAUACAAAAAUAAGGAAAUAAAAUGAAAUAUUGUUAUAUAAACAUCGUUAUAUGAUGAAGGAUAUAUAUACAUAGAUACAUAGAUAUAUGAAUUACCGAAGUAGCUCUAUUUUCAAAGCUCAAGCUGUAUGACCUGAUUUUACUGUAUAGUUAGUUUAUGUAUAGUUUGUUUAAAUGUGUAGGUCUGUAUAUGUAUGUUUGUUUAUUAUUAAUAAAAAAUUAAAAAAAAAAAAACCUUUUAAAUGCAUUUUUUUUACUACCGGCUCGGGUGAGCCAGUCAUAAAAAAAUGCUUUAAAAUAGGGGUGGGGGAAGGCUCUGAUGAUCGCGUGCGACAGCUGAUCACCUCCCCUGCGCUGUUCUACUUACCUUCCCAAGCUUCCUUUUGAUGUGCACCCUUACCCUAACCCUAACCCUACCCUAUCCUAUGCUACCCUACCCUACCCUACUCUACCUUACCUUACCCUUGUUAAGGAUAUUGUUGUUGUGUUACCAACCAGCAGAGUAAAUGCACAAGGAAACGUUGCUGAGAGCAAUGAAUAAGAGAUAUGCUGUCAGGGUUUUGAUCGAUCCCAUUUUUGGCUCUGGGAUAAUCUCACCAUUAAUUAGAGGAUGGACCGUGGCUUUCUCCAAGUUGCAAUAUUCUGAAAUAAAACCCGAAGAAGUAUUCUCUAAUAAAACUCUUUUAUUUGUAAAAAGUAACAAAACAUCUAUCUAUCUAAUUAGCUACAUCUUGGCAGCGUUCCUCUGCCAGACCAUUCCUGGCAGAGAGAACAAAGGAAAGAGAGUGUGAAGCAAAUGAAAGAAUGCGGACAUGCGUAGUAGCUUUUGAUAACAAUUCUUGGCAAGCUACGGAAAGUCUGAUAGUCCAGAAAUAAUGAGCUCAGCUGGUAAAUACAAGAACGCAGUGACAUAUGCAAACUGGUUUAUCAAAAGCUUACUUUUAUAGUAGAAAAACAAAUCUUUAAACAAAUUCCAAGUCUUUGCCAGUUAAAUCAGUCCAGUAGUUACAGAUAUCUUCUUACCCAACAGUUAGAAUAACAAACUCACUCUGGUUCACAAACCACGAUGGUUGCAGAUCCAUCAAAAGAUGAUUAGCAGAUAGCAACUCCUCUCAAUGGCAGCAUAUCAUACUCUGGUAGCAUAUCACAUCAGCUUCAUCAUCAAACUGAAUACGUUACAAUACCUUGCUUAAAUACUCUCACAACCAGUCAUUACCUAAUUACAGAAUGACUCAGCAUUAAAGUCACAUCAUACAUUUACAGAUUAAAGUUACAGUACACUUAUUGUCAGCGCUGCAACGCUGGCAUAGAGAGCAGAGGAGAGAGAGAGAUAAGCUCUGAACUUUUGCCUGCUAAAUCCCUUUGAAGUCGGGUUGUCGUGGAAAUGAGGAGAUCACCCGGACAAGCCGGGAGGGGGUGGGGUACCCCCUCGGAGGGGGUGAGGUACUAAACUUGUUGUUUAUCUCACGCAGGCCCUGCUGGGAGAGUGAAGGGAGAGGGGCCGGAUGUUAGCGCUGCAACGCUGGCAUAGAGAGCAGAGGAGAGAGAGAGAUAAGCUCUGAACUUUUGCCUGCUAAAUCCCUUUGAAAUCAG